AUGCAAAAAUUCCGUUCCAACCAAACAUUUAAUUACAAAUACGCUAGUACUCUGUUAAAAAGAAAUAUUAUUACCAAAAGAUUAUUCUGUAAUCUGACUACUUCCACUUCAACUGCAAAUCCAACGUCAAUUUCCACAUCAACCUCUUUAGUCUCUAAUUCAAAUUUAUUCUAUUCUACUCAAAAAAACUCUUACUCUUUAGCCAUAAAGAGAUUCUAUACUUCGUCUACGGAUUCUUCAAAUAAUAUUCUUACACCAUUAACUACCACUAAUAAUACUAAAAAUAUUAGAAGAAAUGAUAAAAAUCCCACUGUGACAUCUGCUUCAUUUUCUUCUUUACCAACAAAGGAAAUCGCUACAACAACUUUGAAAAAUAUUGAUACUGCUCAUCAAACUGGGAAAAUCCAAAAUGUUGAUUUCCCAUUCAAUUCAACCAUUUCAAAUCCAUUUGAAAAUAUUCUCAUGGAUUUAGAUGGUACGACGACUCUCAAACCUACUCAGACUACAAAUCCUUAUCAAUCUCUAUCUACUCCCAAGAUUGAUUUAGCCUCUUCUACUUCAACUACCCCCUCAUCUACCAUCUCCAAGAGUGCCAAUGCCUCCCUCGAAUUAUCCAAUGAUACAAUUGUCAAUGAAAAAAAUACCUCUGCUACCCCUACCUCUACCACUAAGACAAGCAUAACCAAGGAUAAUUACAACAAGGGGAACAUUGAAUUCGAUAAUGAAAAAGAUUGGGAAAAUUUCCAAUUCGAACAACCGAAUUCGACCACAUACUUAAGAACUCUCUCUAAGAUGGAAUUAUUUUCCCUAACAUGUAUCAGUCUAGUCACAAUAAACAAACUAAUUUUAAACAUUGUCAUCAAACUAUUCCCCAUCAUACCUACCCCUUUGAUCCAAUUAUUUGUCUCUAAAUUGUACUGUUGGUGGGUACUUACCCCUAAGGAAGUGUUGAAAUGUGGUAAAAACUUACAAAAAAGAGGUAUUUCCAACAUGAUGCUUUCCUUAACUAUUGAAAAUUCAGAAGGUGAUAAGAACAUUGACACGGAUAUGAUCAUCAAUGAAACUAUUGAAUCCAUUCAUACCAUAUUGAAACCUAAUUUGAUUAAACAAUUGGAAGAUCCUGCUUUGACUAACGUGAAUGAUGUUGCUCCUGGUUAUAUUGCUUUGAAACCAUCUGCUUUAAUUGAGAGGCCCAACGAAGUGUUAAUGAAUUUCAAUAAUAUUGGAGAUGAAUAUUGGAGAGCACAACGUGAGAAGUUGAUUGAUAGUUGUUGUAAGAUUAAUCAAAUUAUUUUCGAUUUGAAUGAAGAGUUGUUACAAAGGUAUCCUGAAAGAAAGGCACCAUUUUUCGUUUGUACUAUUGAUGCUGAGAAGUUUGAAUUACAAACUAAGGGUGUUUAUGAUUUACAACGGAUAUUGAUGAAGAAGUUCAAUACUGUGGAGUCCAAAUUAAUCUCCUGUGUUGGGACUUGGCAACUAUAUUUAAGACAUUCAAGGAAAGAAAUUGAUAAAGAAGUGGAAUUGGCUAAGAGUGGUGGUUAUAGAUUGGGUUUGAAACUUGUUAGAGGUGCAUAUAUGCAUUCUGAACCAAACAGAAAGAGUGUUAUUCACGAAACUAAAUUUGAUACUGAUGUCAAUUACGAUCAAAUUAUGAUUAAUAUCAUUAAAGAUAUGAAAAUAGAAGGUGAAAAUUCUGUUUAUGGUCAUUUAAUGGUUGCAUCCCAUAAUUAUAAAUCACAGAUGAUUGCAACGCAAUUAUUAUUCAAGAAUAAAUAUGCAAAUGAUAUUGAAUACGCAAAGAGUAACGUUGUAUUGGGACAAUUAUUAGGUAUGGCUGAUGAUUUAACUUAUGAUUUAAUCCAUCAUCAUGGUGCCACCAAUAUUGUUAAAUAUGUCCCAUGGGGUCCACCACGUGAAACGAAGGAUUAUCUUUUGAGAAGGUUACAAGAAAAUGGUGACGCAGUAAGAAACGAUAAUGGCUGGCCAUUGCUUAAGAAUAUCCUCAAGUCUUUAUUCUUCAAGAAUUGA
Naumovozyma dairenensis CBS 421 is the source of this 2028-nucleotide messenger RNA. RefSeq lists its product as uncharacterized. Gene Ontology annotation, molecular function: proline dehydrogenase activity; FAD binding. The transcript has a single exon. The record is from RefSeq and is a predicted model, not a curated record. NCBI's taxonomy places the organism in Eukaryota, Fungi, Ascomycota, Saccharomycetes, Saccharomycetales, Saccharomycetaceae. Bases 1 to 2028 code for a protein of 675 amino acids. Gene Ontology annotation, cellular component: mitochondrion.